Molecule: messenger RNA, 3263 nt
Organism: Ictalurus punctatus (channel catfish)
Lineage: Eukaryota; Metazoa; Chordata; Actinopteri; Siluriformes; Ictaluridae
Gene: hycc1
Product: hyccin PI4KA lipid kinase complex subunit 1
Exons: 12
Coding region: 218-1459 (413 amino acids)
Biological process (GO): phosphatidylinositol phosphate biosynthetic process; protein localization to plasma membrane
Cellular component (GO): plasma membrane
Source: RefSeq, a predicted model, not a curated record
CUGUCCGUUACAAACAAUCCCGUAAUCUAAGGUAGUUUGAAUUGUGAAAGUACCGAAGAUGAACGCGUUGAUGGUGCUGAAUUAUUUAGGCGGCGCGUUUAUGAAGUGAAGGAUAUCUAUCUCUCGGUGGAAAACAAAGCAAACGGAAGAUAACAGUCUAGAAGGGAAUCUGAAGAUAGCAUGAACAUUGAAGGUUCUUCGUACCAGAUGAGGAACAAUGCUGGCCAUGGACCAAGGUAUGGUGGAGGAAUGGCUGUCUGAGUACAAGACGUUUCCUGAGACGGCCAUCUCCAGCUAUGCUGCGUCUCUGAAGGAAAAGACUUCACUGGUCCCGGCACUCUAUAAAGUUAUCCGAGAGAACUACAGCGAUCUCUUGGAGCCAGUAUGUCACCAGCUGUUUGAGUUCUACCGGAGUGGAGAGGCUCGUCUUCAGCGCUUCACCCUGCAGUUCCUGCCUGAGCUGGUGUGGCGCUAUCUGUCGGUGAGCGCCAGCAGGAACCCUCACCACAGUGGCUGCAUCGAGGCUCUUCUGCUCGGCAUGUACAACCUGGAAAUAGUUGAUAAAGAUGGUCAAAGCAAAGUGUUAUCCUUCACCAUCCCCUCCUUAUCCAAACCAUCAGUGUACCAUGAGCCUUCUACCAUCGGUUCAAUGGCCCUAACUGAAGGAGCUCUAGCCAAUCACGGGCUUAGUCGAGUUGUUUACAGUGGACCGCACCUCCAGAGAGAGACGUUCACAGCGCAGAACAGGUUUGAAGUGCUGACGUUCCUGCUGCUCUGCUACAAUGCUGCUCUGAGCUACAUGAACAGUUCUUCCCUUCAGUCUCUGUGUCACCUCAGCUCCAGAGUGUGUAUCUGUGGCUAUCCGAGGCAGCAGGUUCGGCGGUAUAAAGGCAUCAACAGCAGGAUGCUCGUGACAUCGGAGUUCCUGGUCCAGCUGAUCACGGGCAUUCACUUUGCUCUGUGUAACGGAGAGCCUGAUUUGGGCUCCAAAGCUCUGGAUGACGUGCUGUAUCGAGCUCAGUUGGAGCUUUACCCAGAAGUCUUGCUGGUGGGAAACGCCAUCAAGUCGUCACUCCGUGGUGCUGCUCUGAAGUCCAAUAAGGAAGGUACGCGGUCCAUCCAGGUCGAGAUCACGCCUACUUCCUCACGGAUCUCCAGAAACGCCGUCACCAGUCUCUCCAUCCGCGGCCACCGCUGGAAACGGCACGAGUCUCAAGAGAACAGUGUAGACUCUCCAGACUCGACUCCAGUCGGGCCCGUCCCCAUCAUUAGUGUUACGGGGGUGAGCGGCGAACGGGUGGCUAACGGCGAGGCGCUUCGUGCCAGGACGGAAGCAGAGACGCUGGGGGGCACCACUGAGCUGGGGCUGGACCCUAGAGGUCAAGAGGUCAGGAGGCAGAAGUCUCUGCGGAGGCAUGUGGAGGACGGGACGCCCUCCGCAGGGAGGCUCCAGUUCUAGAGCCCCUCGGCCCUCCACACACAAUGUGACCUGAUAUCCCUCCCCUCUCCCUUUAGGCCCAGAGAUGCAGUGGAUCUGGGUUCCCCGGAAGAGCUGAUGGAGAUCUCGGAGGUGGACGAGGGCAUCUGUACACAGGCCGGAGUGAAGGAGGGCAGCCCGCCGAUCAUCGUGGUGAGCAGCACCAACAUCACGACGAGCAUCGGGAAAACAGCUGGCAAGGGCCUGCGGCGCCUAACGGGCAGCAAAUCCAGCAAGGACAAGGAGAGGGAGAAGGAGAAAGAAGGAGAGGUCUCGCGCAAGCAGUCGUGCGGCCGGGCCAUGAGCGAGAACUUGGAGCUGCUCUCGCUCAAGCGCCUCACGCUCACCUCCAGCCAAUCAGUGCCUAAAGGAGGUGCGCUGAGCCUCUCGCGCACGGCCAGCGCCGCCUUCUCUCGCUCCUUCGAGCAGGUCAGCAAUGCGCUGGGCGUGACCAACCGGGCAUCAAGCCCCGCCUCAAAUCACAGCCCCAAGGAGAACAGGCACUCAGCCUGCAGUCUGCAAGAGGAAGCCUACAUAGAGCACCUGAGCCCGGCUAACGUCAGCCUGCAGCUCGGCCCGGACGCGUGACGGUACCGAUUCGCUUCCAGACCUGCCGAAUAUUGAGCCAUACUUUCCACUGGUGUCCUAAAAGAACUCGCAGUUUGUCAUUUCUUGGAGGAAUCAAGAGACCACUCCUGCCCCCUGGUGGCAAAUCAAAACUGUUGCACCUUAAAGAAACUCCAGUUCUUUUUAUUUUUGUGGUGUCUUCUCUGAAGUUGUGUUUAAAAAUGUGUGUGUGUACAAAAAUAAAUUUGUAAAAAUCCACUUUUCCUCGUUUGUAUCAUGAACUUGAUACAGUGGAUUGUAUGUAAAAGUCUGACUUUGGGAUGUAAAAGAUAUUUUUGAUGCUGUACUGAUUUCUCAUUUCUGCUCAAGUAGCUUUCCAUCCAAGCAGAGUGUUGAUUAUGUAUGCAAAGGAUGGUUCCUUUGCUUUUUAAAUAUAUGUGUGUGUGUGUGUGUGUGUGUGUGUGUGUAUGUAUGUGGAUGGGUCCUAAAAUAAAUUUGGGGUGAAUUUUCACUGCCUUCCUGUAUGUACUUGGCUUUAAGGAAAGCCAUCACUAUUAAACGAACACUCCUGAUUCCUGAUACUUUGGCAAUAUAUUGCUUUUUAAAUCCCCAAAUACUGAAGUCCCAUCAAGAUUGAUUUUACGAAUUUUAAGACCAAACUAUAGUAUUUGUUUACACGUUACAACUUCUUCAUGUUGUAUUUUCGAAGCAAUAGCAUUGUUUUGGCAACCGAAUCUGACUUUUGUAUUGAUUAUUUUUUGUACGUAGUAUAAGCAGUGGUGUUGCACCGAAGUAGAAUCCAGUAUUAAUGUGACUCGAAGGUCGAAGACCCAGAAACAGUUGGUGGGACAGCCAAAUUGUUUUCACCAUUUAAUCCUUCUUGGUUUUUUAUAUUAUUAUUAUUAUUAUUAUUAUUAUCAUAAUCCUCGUCUCAUCCUGUUUGGUGUGAGCUCUCCUGUUUGGAAGAGUUUUGUGAUUUUUCAUACUGAGCUGUCGGAUUGCUUUUAUUGAGCAACUCUGACAAAACACUGUGGUAUUGUAAUGAACUUGUGUGUUUGUUUUGGAAAAAUAAAAGCCAUGAUUAUUUUUUUUUUUCCUCCUCCAAUUUUGAAAAUGUUUUACAAUAAAUAUCUGGUCUGAAAAGUUGAUGCUUAUUUGAGGUUGUGCUUUUUUUUUUCUUUCUUUCUUUCUUUUUAAUUAAUAAAUUGAAAUGGUUGAA